Messenger RNA from Amaranthus tricolor (Joseph's coat), 2386 nucleotides. Its product is annotated as succinate dehydrogenase [ubiquinone] flavoprotein subunit, mitochondrial. The transcript is spliced from 16 exons. Gene Ontology annotation, molecular function: flavin adenine dinucleotide binding; succinate dehydrogenase (quinone) activity; electron transfer activity. NCBI's taxonomy places the organism in Eukaryota, Viridiplantae, Streptophyta, Magnoliopsida, Caryophyllales, Amaranthaceae. The record is from RefSeq and is a predicted model, not a curated record. Gene Ontology annotation, biological process: mitochondrial electron transport, succinate to ubiquinone; tricarboxylic acid cycle. The coding region runs from base 195 to 2081 and encodes 628 amino acids.
UGGACAACCUCUCAACGCAGAAAAGUACAAAUUUACCAUCAAACCACGGAACGAAUUUCUGCAUUUUCGCCUCCCCCAUUUCCUACCUUCUGUAAUUUUGCGUCUGCGAAAAAAAAGAGAAAAGUAGAAAUUAGAAAACCUUGAAACUCCAUUAGCAAAACUCUUAGCUCAGUAAACCAACAAGAACAUCAAAGAUGUGGCGCUGUGUCACUCGUAAUCUUCGUCCUCAUUCAUGGAAAUCUUCUCCGAUCUCUUCUCAAUCUCCUUUUUCUAGAUUCUUUUCUAGUGCAGGAGGGGCGAGUUACACUGUGGUAGACCACACCUACGACGCGGUGGUCGUCGGAGCAGGAGGUGCUGGUUUGAGAGCGGCUAUUGGAUUAUCAGAACAUGGAUUUAAUACCGCUUGCAUUACUAAACUUUUUCCUACUCGUUCUCAUACUGUUGCUGCUCAGGGCGGAAUCAAUGCUGCCUUGGGUAAUAUGACUGAAGAUGACUGGAGAUGGCACAUGUAUGACACUGUCAAAGGAAGUGACUGGUUAGGUGACCAAGAUGCCAUACAGUAUAUGUGUAGAGAGGCACCAAAAGCUGUUAUUGAGCUUGAGAAUUAUGGUUUACCAUUUUCUCGUACAGAAGAUGGGAAAAUAUAUCAACGUGCAUUUGGUGGUCAAAGCUUGAAUUUUGGCAAAGGGGGUCAAGCAUAUCGGUGUGCUUGUGCUGCUGAUCGAACUGGACAUGCUUUACUACACACUCUGUAUGGACAAGCUAUGAGGCAUAAUACGCAAUUUUUUGUGGAAUAUUUUGCAUUGGACCUUAUUAUGGAUGAUGAAGGUAGUUGCCAAGGUGUAGUUGCUUUAAAUAUGGAAGAUGGGACAUUGCACAGAUUCCGUGCUAAAUCGACGAUUUUGGCUACUGGGGGAUAUGGCCGAGCAUAUUUUUCUGCAACCUCUGCACAUACAUGUACUGGAGAUGGCAAUGCGAUGGUUGCUCGGGCUGGUCUUCCGUUGGAGGAUCUUGAAUUUGUCCAAUUCCACCCCACUGGAAUAUACGGUGCUGGAUGCCUGAUCACAGAAGGAUCCCGUGGUGAAGGCGGUAUUUUGAGAAAUAGCGAGGGUGAGCGAUUUAUGGAAAGAUACGCUCCAACGGCUAAAGAUCUUGCUUCCAGGGAUGUUGUUUCUAGAUCUAUGACAAUGGAAAUUCGAGAAGGCCGUGGUGUUGGACCUUUGAAGGAUCAUAUUUACCUUCACUUGAAUCACUUGCCUCCAGAAGUACUUAAGGAAAGACUUCCUGGUAUAUCCGAAACAGCAGCUAUUUUUGCUGGUGUUGAUGUUACAAAGGAACCUAUCCCUGUCUUGCCAACUGUUCAUUAUAACAUGGGUGGGAUCCCGACAAACCACUAUGGAGAGGUUGUCACCAUAAAAGGUGAUAACCCAGAUGCUGUGGUUCCUGGAUUAAUGGCUGCUGGUGAGGCUGCUUGUGCAUCAGUUCAUGGUGCCAAUCGACUUGGUGCUAAUUCUCUUCUUGACAUUGUUGUUUUUGGUAGAGCUUGUGCCAAUCGAGUGGCUGAGAUCAAUAAACCUGGGGAAAAGCUGAAACCUUUGGCUAAGGGUGCUGGAGAAAAGACUAUCCAGUGGUUAGACAAAUUAAGAAAUUCAAAUGGUUCUCUUCUUACUUCCCAAAUCCGCCUGAACAUGCAACGAGUGAUGCAGAAUAAUGCUGCUGUCUUCCGCACACAGAAUACAUUGGAAGAAGGUUGUCAAUUGAUUGAUAAAACAUGGGAGAGUUUUCACGAUGUUAAAGUCAAAGACCGAAGUUUAAUAUGGAAUUCUGACUUAAUAGAAACCUUAGAGUUGGAAAAUUUGUUGAUCAAUGCAUGCAUCACUAUGCACUCUGCGGAAGCUAGGAAAGAGAGCAGAGGAGCUCAUGCUCGUGAAGAUUUUACGACAAGAGAUGAUGAGAACUGGAUGAAACACACUCUAGGAUAUUGGGAGAACGAAAAGGUUAGAUUAGAUUAUCGACCAGUCCACAUGAACACAUUGGAUGACGAGGUGGAGACUUUCCCUCCUAAAGCUCGUGUAUAUUAAUUUGCUCCAAUCCUGAAGAAAACCCUAACCAACAAGUAAGGCAAAUAUAUUUAUAAAUUAGAAUGAUAGAGGAAUUGAGGGGGUGCUGGGGUGUUUCAUUUUUUCAUUUGCUGCAAGAAGGGUGUCGUCCUUCGAUGAGUUUAGCUAAACGCUUUAUGCAAUAAUGGUAUUGAUGAUAGAUUUUGUCCGUCAAAUUGUUCUGGUGAAAGGAAUACUGCAAUGAAUUUGUAUCAAACAUUUGUUAUUGAUAGAUGUCCGCCAUUUUGUAUUUCAUUGAGUUAAUAAGAAACUGAGAUUGAUCUGCC